Chiroxiphia lanceolata (lance-tailed manakin) is the source of this 2642-nucleotide messenger RNA. RefSeq names its product tetraspanin 33 (gene TSPAN33). Bases 118 to 972 code for a protein of 284 amino acids. The record is from RefSeq and is a predicted model, not a curated record. The transcript has 9 exons. Gene Ontology annotation, cellular component: membrane. Lineage: Eukaryota; Metazoa; Chordata; Aves; Passeriformes; Pipridae.
GGAGGGGACGGGGACACGGACGGGGACACGGACGGGGACAGGGACGGGGACAGGGACGGGGACAGGGACGGUUGGCCCCGUUCGGCCCCGUUUGGCUCCCUUCGGCCCCGCUCGGCCAUGGCGAGGCGGGCGGCGGCCCCCGCCAGGCCCCUGGGGGAUGAUUUCUCCUUCGUGAGCCCGGUGGUGAAGUACGUGCUCUUCUUCUUCAACCUGCUCUUCUGGAUGAUCUCCAUGGUGAUGGUGGCCGUGGGGGUCUACGCCCGGCUGCUGAAACACGCAGAGGCAGCCAUGGCCUGCCUGGCGGUGGACCCCGCCAUCCUCCUCAUCGUGGUCGGCGUCCUCACCUUCCUCAUCACCUUCUGCGGCUGCGUCGGCUCCUUGCGGGAGAACAUCUGCCUGCUGCAGACGUUCUCUGCCUGCCUGACCGUCGUGUUCCUCCUGCAGCUGGCGGCCGGCGUGCUGGGCUUCAUCUUCUCCGACAGGGCGCGAGGGAAGGUCAGCGAGAUCAUCAACGGGGCCAUCGUGCACUACCGGGACGACCUGGACCUGCAGAACCUCAUCGACUUCGGGCAGAAGGAGUUCAGCUGCUGCGGGGGCGUGUCCUACAAGGACUGGUCCCAGAACAUGUACUUCAACUGCACCGCCACCAACCCCAGCCGGGAGCGCUGCUCCGUCCCCUUCUCCUGCUGCCUGCACGACGCCAACCAGACCGUCAUCAACACCAUGUGUGGCCACGGGAUGCAGGACAAGGGCUACCUGGAGGCCAGUGCCUUCAUCUACACCAACGGCUGCAUCGACAAGCUGGUCAACUGGAUCCACAGCAACCUGUUCCUGCUGGGGGGCAUCACCCUGGGGCUGGCCCUCCCCCAGCUGGUGGGCAUCAUCCUGGCUCAGCUCCUCAUCAACCAGAUCCGAGACCAGAUCAAGCUGCAGCUCUACAACCAGCAGCACCGGGCAGACCCCUGGUACUGAGCCGGCGUCCGUCCGUCCCACGGCACAGCGGCGGCUCCCGGCACCUCAACAGCCAUUUUCCCAACCCUGGAUCCAUGGGAAGAGCUGAGGGGGCUUUGCUGGAGAAGAGGGAGGUAGGAGCAGGCUGUGGAUCCGUGGUGGCCGCUGUGCUGCGGAGAGGGACGCGCAGGGACACUGGAGACUCGGUGCCUUUGGCAGCCGGUGCCGGGCUCAGCCUGGAUGUGUCGAGCUGCUGUGCCCUGUUUUGGGGCCUGACCCAGCCCCAGUCUGUCUGUCUGUCUGUCUGUCUGUCUGUCUGUCCUGCUGGGGCACAGGUCAUGCACAAAGGUUUGCACUGGGAUGUGCUUCCCAUCUCUGCGUGUGCUGGAGAUGGGUAUUUGUCUGUCUGUCUGUCUGUCCAUGCACCGAGCUGCCUUUGCCCAAGGUGGGCUCCAGAACUGGGGACAUUCCCACCAUUGCCAGGUGCCACCAACCCUGUCGGUUCCAUCUCAGUGUCCCGGACAGGGCUGGGAGCAGGAGCCGUCGGCACAGGAGGGCUGAUCCAUGAGUGCUUCCUCAGCUGAGGGUGGAGGUCCCAUCUGUGCUCGGGGUGCUGGGCCCCUCCAUAAGGUGCUGAGCCCCUCCACAGGGAGCUGGGCCCCUCCACAGGGUGCUGAGCCCCUCCACAGGGAGCUGAGCCCCUCCAUAGGGUGCUGGGCCCCUCCACAGGGUGCUGGGCCCCUCCAGAGGGAGCUGGGCCCCUCUAUAGGGUGCUGAGCCCCUCCAUAGGGUGCUGAGCCCCUCCACAAGGAGCUGGACCCCUCCACAGGGUGCUGAGCCCCUCCACAGGGAGCUGAGCCCCUCCGCAGUGUGCUGAGCCCCUCCACAGGGAGCUGGGCCCUUCCACAGGGAGCUGGGCCCCUCUGUAGGGUGUUGAGUCCCUCCACAGGGUGCUGGGCCCCUCCACAGGGAGCUGGGCCCCUCCAUAGGGUACUGAGCCCCUCCACAGGGAACUGGGCCCCUCUGUAGAGUGCUGAGCCCCUCCACAGGGAGCUGGGCCCUUCCACAGGGAGCUGGGCCCCGCAUGGAGUCAGUGCCAGGCUGUGAAGUUCCCUUGGCUUUCAUGGAGAAUAAAGAGACGAGUCCGGACGCUCCGAUCCCUGCGGGGCUGCGCGGGGGCUGCUGGAUCACGGUGGGGGGGACACCCUGGAUGGGGACAGGGGGAGGCCAUCCCCAACCCGUGCCCUUAUCCCGUGCCAUAUCCCACAUCUCCCUCCCCAGACGAGGAAGGGGAAGGAGGCGAGGGGCAGCAGAGCCUGCGGGAAGCGGAGCAGCAGCUCAACCCCGGCCCCGCCGCCGCGUUCCGGAGCUGUCGCAAACCGUGGGUGGAGUUUUUUGGGAUUAUUUUUUUUUUUUUUUUUCCCCCCUUCUAAUUUUCCCUUCUGCUCAGGCUGGGUGGUCCCUCCCGCGGAGGGAGUCGGGAUGCGGCCCAGCUCCAGCUCUUUGUGUGCGGGCCGGGAGGCACCGGCGGCUCUCCCAAAAAAAAAGAAGAAAAAAACACCAACCCCGUUCUCUUCCCCAAAAAUCCGCCUCGUUCCCCCCCCCGCCAAAAGGGGGGUUGUUACCCCAAAAAAAACCAUUUCUCCCCCCAAAAGUGAUUGUUCCUCUGAGGAACGACAGCUCCCCAUGAA